UUUACAACGUUAGGAGGUGAAGACUCAGAUGAAGAUUCGGAUUUCCUUCCGUCCUUUGCAAAACCUACACGCCUUCCACCCUCAAUGUCGACGCUGGACGUGGUGAAUGAAAAAGUCGAUUUACUAGAGGAUAAAGAAAUGCUAAUUCGGAAUAAGCGUAGAUCGUCGACCACUUCCACACUUCGAGAUCAAUCAGAACAUAAUCAAACCUUAGGAGGCAGAAGAGGAAGCUUGAAAUUAAAUAAUGUUGACAAGAUUAUCAAAAUGUGUGCUAUGGCUUGUGCAUGUACCUUUGGCAUAGGGAGUCAUUUUGUCUCUCAUGUUAUCGGACCUAUGAAGGGAAUAUUAAUGGAGAAACUUACUCUUACAAACACUCAAUUUUCACUAUUAGUCGCAUCGCUUACUUUAUGUAAUACUGUAAUUCCAAUAGUUUCAGGAUUACUUGUAGCUAAAUUUGGCACAACUCGAAGUUCUAUAGUUGUAACAACCAUAAUUUUAAUUGGCACACUUAUUGUGACAGCUGCUUCUUGGACUG
This is a messenger RNA of Racocetra persica, 535 nucleotides long. NCBI's taxonomy places the organism in Eukaryota, Fungi, Glomeromycota, Glomeromycetes, Diversisporales, Gigasporaceae. The record is from the annotation of a GenBank genome assembly.